Messenger RNA from Cercospora beticola, 1612 nucleotides. RefSeq lists its product as uncharacterized. Gene Ontology annotation, molecular function: mRNA binding. The record is from RefSeq and is a predicted model, not a curated record. Gene Ontology annotation, cellular component: mRNA cleavage and polyadenylation specificity factor complex. NCBI's taxonomy places the organism in Eukaryota, Fungi, Ascomycota, Dothideomycetes, Mycosphaerellales, Mycosphaerellaceae.
CUCGACAUCGCAUUUCCAUUUUCCUGCCACAACCACAACACCUUGCGCCGAACGACGCAGCACCCUUUGCCAUCAAGCGAAUCGAUCUGCACCACCUCCAUCCCGAUUCCUGAACGGCUGCGAGUUCCCACCCGACAAAGCUGCGCGCAACGGCGCACGCGACAACAUGGCGCAACGAGAGAAAGGCGGCCGUGUCGUCUUCAUCGGAAACAUCCCAUAUGGAGUAAGUGAAGAGCAGAUUAUGGACAUCUUCGGGCGCGCGGGGCAGGUCGUCAACUUCCGCUUGGUCUAUGAUAAGGAGACGGGCCAACCGAAGGGUUUUGGGUUUUUGGAGUACACAGACACAGAUGCGGCGGCAUCUGCAGUGCGGAAUCUGAACGAGUAUGAUCUAGGAGGGAGGACGCUGCGGGUGGACUACAGCAACGACAACCGGAGCACGAAUAAUUCCAAUCAGAACCAGAAUCAAGACAACAACCGCGCCCCUCCACCUUUCAACAUGAACGGUCAGCCACCGCCGCGACCUGAUCCAUCUGCGCUUCCUCCGCUCCCGCCAGGAACGGACCUGCCGCCUGGAGUCACUGCGUUCGAUGCCAUCAGUCAGACUUUGAGAGCCUACCCGACGCAAAACCUCAUCGAUUUCAUCAGCCAGGCCAAGGUCCUCUGCAAUACCAAUCCAGGCCAAGCCAGCGCGCUCUUCACACAAGCACCUCAGCUUGCCUACGCCACCUUUCAAGCUUUGACGCUUCUUGACUUGGUCGAUGCCAAUGUCGUGCAGCAACUCAUCGCGACAUUUCCGCAGGCCGCUCAGUCUGCACAUGCACCGCCAGUGCAAGCCCCUCCUGCGAUGCCACCACAAGGAAUGCCACCAGGAUAUCCUCCGCAGCCCCAAUAUCAAGCAGGUUAUCCACCUCAAGGUCAACCCCCAAUGCCGCCCCUUCCGCAAGGCUACCCGCCAGGAUAUGGUGCGCAGCCUGGCUAUGCACCCACCCCACCUCAGCAACCUGCGUAUCAGCCUCCGCCGCAACAGGCUCCUCCAGCUCAGCCCGCCCCAGCUGCUCCAGCAGGCAUAUCUCCGGAACAGCUUGAAGCACUGUUUACGAUGCCCAGAGAGACGGUCAUGGCACUGGAGCCCACCAUGCGGCAACAAAUCAUCAACCUGCGAGCGGCGUACGGCAGACCGGUCUGAACGCUGCAAUGCGCGAAAGAUGGUUUAUCACAGAACACCGACACGUCUCACACUACCGUGAGCUGCAGACAGGGGUGCCGGAGGCUUCCCACACUCUACUACUUCGACUUUUCGUCGCGUCCAGCUUUCAAACGAACCAGCGCUACGCCAGGCCAGCAAGGAUGUCUGGUAGAGACGCAGCGCUUUUCAAAACGUAGCACAGAGCAACGCGAUCCACACUAGCAAAUGUGUUCGAAUCGCAGAACAUGUUGCGGUGAAGCUUGCAAGGAGUAUGGCGCACGACCCGCGCCAUCGAGCAACCGAGACGGAGCACAGAUGGAGAAGCGAAGAUUGGCCGAAUGACGUCCGUAGAUCAAGACUGAUGUGGUAUUGCUGCCCAAACAGUCGGAACGAUCAGAGAAUGCGAAAACCACUUUUUGUCACGUG